This is a messenger RNA of Manduca sexta (tobacco hornworm), 567 nucleotides long. RefSeq names its product larval cuticle protein A2B (gene CPR69). Gene Ontology annotation, cellular component: extracellular matrix. The coding region runs from base 64 to 480 and encodes 138 amino acids. The transcript has 2 exons. The record is from RefSeq and is a predicted model, not a curated record. NCBI's taxonomy places the organism in Eukaryota, Metazoa, Arthropoda, Insecta, Lepidoptera, Sphingidae.
GCGAACCAGGACAUGCACAUUCCACUUCGAGGACUGUGAGCAACCAACCCCACACAAACAGCCAUGAACUCCAAGAUUGUAGUAUUCAUCUGCAUGGUCGGCGUCGCCACCGCCAGCGUGGUCGCUCCCCUUCCCGUUGCCCGCGUUGAUCCCUUACCUCAGUACUCCUACGGCUAUGACGUCCAGGACGCCCUCACCGGGGACUACAAAGGCCACCAGGAGCAAAGGAACGGCGACCUCGUGACUGGCUCCUACACCGUUGUCGACCCUGACGGCACCAGAAGGAUCGUUGACUACGCCGCGGACCCGCUCAACGGUUUCAAUGCGGUCGUUCGUCGCGAGCCCCUAGUGGUCGCUGCACCUGCCAGGGUUGUCGCUCCUGCGCCGGUUGUCGCCCCUGCGCCCCUCAUCGCCCGCGCCCCUGUCGUGGCCCCCGCCCCCCUACUAGCCCCUAGAUUUCCAGCGCCCGUAUUUUACUAGAUGAAUUAUUACAAUUUUGUUGUUGCUUUUCUAUUUUUAGGCCUUUUUGUACGACUGUUAUUUAUGUUAUUAAAAGCUUGAUGAUAA